CCCCACUUUUCCUUUGGCUGUGUCAAGCGGCGGCCACCAACGUGGAGAGCGGAAGCCACCGCCGCCGCCGCGCUCUUCUCCAUCGAACGAGCCCCGCCGCGUGAGCUGAGGGAAGGCGGUGUCCGGCGCGCGGGCAGCUGACGGUUUAAGGACUGUACCAUUCGCCUCCCGCGGAAGGGGCGAGCGACUGCCACCCACCUUAAGGCGCACGUGAAGGCUGCUUUUGGUGGGCACCUGUGAGGGGGUCACUCGCUCGCCUUCCCUCGCUCACUCCCCCGCCCCCGGCGCAGCGCGUCGGAUUAGUAGGCGCCCAACCGCCGUCAGGCGCGAGGAAGACACGUCCCGUCAGCCACAACCGGUUUGAACCGGAGCGCGAGGAGGAGCCGCCGCUUCUGCCGCCGCCAUGGCCGAGACUGAGGAAAGGAGCUUGGACGACUUUUUCGCGAAGCGGGACAAGAAGAAGCGGAAAGAGAAGAGCAGCCGGGGGGCCGCCGCGGCAACGGGCGCCUCCUCAGCUGCCUCGCACAACGCCCCUGCUUCUGCUUCUGGCGGGGGUGGUGGGAGCCGGCAAGCCGAGGGCGGCUCCGGGACGGCCUCCAAUGCAAACGCCGUCGGGACGAAGGGGGGGAUUAAGGAGGAGGAUGACUGGAAGGAAUUUGUGCAAGAAGAAUUAGUUGACUACAGUGGUCUCAGAGUUCACUCCAUGCAAAUUAGUGAAAAAGAUGAUGAAGAUGGUGAAAAGAGGGAAGAGCCAAGGGAUAACAGUGAAGAACCAGGUGGGGGUAUGGAUAAGUUGUCAGGUCCUUGGAAUAGAUCUGCUCCUACACAGACACCUGUUGCUGAAAUUAUUGAAACCCCAGAGCCAGCCCAGUCCAGUGGAGUAUAUAGGCCACCCGGAGCAAGAGAAACUAGAACAAGGAAAGUGCCACAAGGACCCCCCGAGAUUUAUAGUGAUACACAAUUCCCAUCGUUGCAGUCCACUGCCAAGCAUGUAGAUACUAGAAAGGAUAAAGAAAUGGAGAAGAGCUUUGAAGUAGUAAAACACAAAACUAGAGGUAGGGAUGAGGUUUCAAAAUCCCAGGCAACUAAACUUCAGCUAGACAACCAAUAUGCUGUGCUUGGGGAUCAGUAAAGCUGUACACACAUUACAAUUAAGGAAUGGUUAUUUGAUACUUUUCCAGUCUAAGGUAACUAAACCACCUAUUAUGAACAUGCCGUCUUAUAUCUGCUGGAUCUACUGCAACAAGUGCAGACCUCUUUGACGUAAGUGAUUUGCUCUAUGGAAGUAUGCUUAAUUUGGUACAUCUGACACUUCUUUUGGAUAUGAGGGAAAUUAAUGUAACUGGUCGAACAAGAGCCCCCAGUGUUUUGAUUACUCUGCAAAAGCUAUCGGCAGCCAGUGGUUAUUUCAAAUUUUUUUAUGUUCAGAUACUGAGCCUUCGUAAGGGUUGACUACCUCAGACUUGCUGCACUCAUUGUGGACACCAUGUGGAUCACAACUUCUGGAAAAGGUUACAACUCUUUAGUGGCCAUCUGAAACCAGCUCUACUGGAUUCCUCUCAGAAAUCCUGCAGAAGUCAGCCAUCUGGGUUCUGAUUUAUUCUAAAUGACAGAUUUAAGUGACCUUAAAUGAGCAAUUUGUCCUGUGCCCCCAUUUAUUAUUUCAUCCUUUCAUAUGUAGCCAUAACUUACUAGGAACCUCUAGCAUAUACCACUUUCAAAAAUAUGCAGUGUAGUGUUGAGCUGUUUGUUUGGGUUUUGUUUCAAUUUAGGUUUCCAGAAAAUAAAUAUCCAUCCAGAUAGAAAACGUAGGUAGCAACACUAGUCUGCGUAUAGUAACUGGUUUCAUCUAUGUAAACUCUUUUAUUAUUUUUUUAAAUGCCUUUUUUGGCUAGAGAAAUUGCAGCAAAGUCAAGUAGCAGUAUGGAUUAUGCAGACUAUCCAUACAUUAUUUUUUCUUUAUUUUCAAGUGACUAGGAUUUCUGUAGAUUUGCAUUCAAUGGCCAACAAAUGUCUAUGCGCCUCUAGUCUGUGGAGCUCAUUUUUGAAAAAUUCAAGCCGUAUACUUAACCUUAACAAUGUAUUAUGGCAAGUAUCAGCUGUUGGUCGCACACACUAUUGUAUUUGCAGGAUGGAAGUAAUUAUAUGUAGUGAAAAAUGUCAUUUGUUGUGGUUUCUUACUGGUUGAAACAUGGAAAUAUUCUGGAAAUGUGUUGCACUUAUGACAGUUUUUUGUCUGUUGCCCAAAGAUUUAGUGACUUCAGUCAAAGAUCAGUCUUCUGACCAGCUGUGUGACAUUUGGAGAGAUACUAGUACAAUAAUACUUAUAUGCUAAGAUUUGUGCUUUACUGUACAGUAUGACACUGAUCGUGAAUAGAAUUCAAACCAACUCCCAAAGAGAUUCCUGGGGUACAGAAGGUAAUCCUCCCUAAAUUUUCUUCUCAACUAAAUCUUGAUGUGGCUGCUGCUGCUGCUACUGUGUCUUUCCAAGAGUCCUGUUGCUUUCUUGACUCUUGAGCAGGAAUUCAGAUAUCUCAGAGCAUACAGCUUUGUGAGCUUGGGUAGGUAAAAUACAUUCAUAGGAAACAGCUUUAGUUAUAAACAUGGGGUGACUUUGCAAUUGACGACUGGCUAUGAUGUGAAAUGAUUAAUAUUCUGGGUAACAAACUUUCCCCCUCUGCCUAGAAUUGCAUUGGCUUUGUGCUCAAAGAAUCGCUUGGCAUAACUGAAAGAAAACGCUACUAAAUAGUUGCCUUUUGUAUAGAUGUAAAGCUAGGCCACUAGAUGUCCAUAUCACUGAAGUAAAUCUACAGCUGACACCAUUGAGUUGUGUAUCUUCCUCAAAGUGUAUUUCUUCGCCAACAAAACAUAUGCAGGGUAUUAAAGCUAAAGAUUAUGUGUAUGUCUAUGUCACUUAAUGACAUAGCAAAAACUUAAAAUCACAACUUUGGCAUUUUAUGAAGGUUGUUACUACACAUGAAUCAAGUUUUAAUAUACUGUAUGUUAGAGUAGGAUGAAGUUUUCCUUUGUAACUUCACUUGAGUUCUUGGGCAUGGUCGACAAAGCAAGAUAACAUUGUAACAUUAAUAAAUAUAAUACAUGGCAAUGUACAUGGCUUCUGGAGUCUAAUGAAUCUGUACAUUUAGUUAUGCUAUGUCAUUUAAACUGAGCAUGGCAAAGCUGAUAAAUGAUCAUGAAGUUGAAACUCGAGGCUGCAAUUUUAUAUACAUUAUAUGGGAGUAAGUUCCAUUGAACUCGCGUGAUUUACUUCUGAGUAGAUGUGCACAGAAUUGGGACUUCAAAGCAGCAGCUGCUAAUGAAGAGUGAUCUUCAUUUAGUUUUGUCUGGUUACUGUCUACCUCACCCAUAUACUUCUAUUAACAAAAGCCGCAAACUAAUGGGAAGUAGCAAGUAAGCUGAUUUCUUGCUAUGGUGAGGAACUAGAAGUGCUGGGGUUUGUAAUCAGGACCCCUGAUUACAAGCACUAAUCCCAGUUGGAUAGCCUUCUGAAGUCCUAGAUCAGGGGUGGCCAUUGGACAUGUUGGCUUGGACUGAUGGGAGCUGGAGCAGCAUUUUGAGGUACCAUGUUGGCUGCCCAUUCCUUAAGAGUCUGAAGCCUCAAAGAGAAAUAUUUCACAUGGAAGAACUUGAUUCCAUUGGCCCAGUACACAUCUCACAUUCAACUACUGUUAAAACCAAACCCUGGUUUAAUGUGAGUGUACAGCACACUGGUGCACAAUACUGAAAUUAUGAAAAGCUCCACUCCUGCUGCUGGGAAAGCCACAGUCUGGUUUGUUGUGAUGUCACCACCUAGGGUUCUUAUCCAUUUCUCUGCAAACAAUGAGCAGUAACCAAGAUUCCUAACUUACUGCUUAGAGUGCAUUUCUGGGGAAACUAACCGUAAUCAUUGGUUCAAGCAUCUUGAAAAGUCAAAGGUCUUGGCUUGUUUCCUGGCAGCAGCAGAUGUGAGGGGAAAGAAAGCAUAUUCACAAUAAACCAGUUUUAACUAUGGUUUAAACAUGACUUGUAAAUCAGGCCAUUGAAGCACUAGGCCCCUAAAUUGUCUCUUUCAAGUCACAAAUGUUUUCCAAAACCCAAGAUACAGCUCAAAGAAACAUGACAUAUAGUUCUUUUCAUACUGCUGAAUCACUUUUAGGACUAAGUGUAAUCCUACUUCCUUGGUAGGUCGAUAUGUAGAGGCAGUCUGUGACUAACCUUGGAUGCUGUGUGAAGUUGCUGGAUCCUUAUGUAUGCCUAUUUUACCUAUAUGAUGGGAUACAUCCUGUUAUAGAAUUGCUUUACAGUUUAUGAUCCAUAGGCUAAAACGAAAGGAAGAUUAAUUUAGGCAUAUCGAGAUUGGAAGUGCGUAAUGGUUCUUUCUACACAUCUGUUGCCAGUUCGUUAUUGGUAAACUUUCAUGGUGAAGUUUUACUUAUUAGCAUGAAGAAUCUGGCCCUGCUUUUUGUUUCUAGCAGCCACACACUAAAUUUCAGAAACGCCCCAAUAGGAAAAUUUCUAUCCCUGAAAUCAAACCUGGUCUCGUGCAAUCCAUUCCGGUAGCUAUUCUGUGAAUGGACGUAAGACUGACUUUUGGCAGAACAUGCACCAUAUUUGUAAUUGGUCAUAAAAAUCUUUAGUUGUAUUACUGCAUUAUUGACACUUUAUAAUGUUCAUGACAUCUUGUUCAAAGCAGGUGUAAUAGUUGUAACCUAUUCAGUAAAGCACUUGAAAGCCAACUUCAUGCAAAGGAAGGAAUGUGAGGAUCAAAUAAGCCAGGCUUAAAUAAAAUAGGGUUUUAAUCUGGACUUUUGAUAGCAUAACAAGAAAUAUGUGUUGAUGGUAGAGCUUUUUAUUCCAAACAUGGUUGGAUCAUUUUUAAUGCAUCUGUGAUGCAUGGUAAAUAGAUCCUAUGGAGUGGGUGUUCAUUCCAUGGAAGCAUUAGGAGUGCCUGAGAGCCUUUGCAUCACUUUCAGAGGCUUCUGUACAAAUGCUAUAAUGGUGUGGUUGCAAUGCAAGCUUUAUGCAGAUGUGGCUCUAACAGCAGCGCUCACAAACUUUAGGGGGUCAUGAGUGCCCUUACACUGCUGGUGCAUCUGCUUGAUACCUAUAUAUUAGGAGUCUCAUUUGAAUAGGAGACUGUGCAUAUUGCCCAACCUGCAUAGGCCCACACAGCACAAUUUUUACUCCAAGGACUUGGAGGUAUUGGGUUCUACAUGCAUAGACUCCCAUUCAGAUAUGAGAUCCAGUAUGUUAGCAUCAGGUGAGCAGGGUCAUUCCUGAGCUUCCCACCACCACCUGUCAGGCUGUACUGUUAAAGCCAUGUCUGCAUAGACAGUGUCUUCUAUAUACUCUUAAUACUUGACUUCAGUGGGACCUGUAUGUGGAAGUGUUUAGUGAUGAGGCCUUAGACUGCUGUAUCCCUGAUAAUCCAUGUUAUAGCUGAAAGUGUGGACUGCUGCAAGUAAUGUUAGAAGAGUGAAACAAAAUUGCAUUAUUUUGGAUAAACUGUGCCUAGGCCUAGAUAACUAGAGAGUCAGAACUGAUAGUUUUCAUGAAGCUGUUUUUAAAGCAAGGUAGGCAAAAAUCCAAGUGCAAAAAUAUAUGCCAUAUUGAGUAGGCUUCUUUGUAUAGUUUUACUAGCUCAAAAGAGCCCAUGUAAUGAAAGUUGAUAGUAAGCAUUAAAUGAAACUUUCCUGGGGAGCAAGACUAAAAGGUGCAAAAUUUAAAAUAAUUCUAUUCUGGGAAGCAAUAUCCUUAUUUUACAUAAUACCUACAUAAAAGUGCCCAGGAAUUGAUUCACUUCAUCCUUGAGGUAAUCUUGUCCCAAAGCACUGAUGCAGCUAUAAAACUGUGUCUGAAACAACACAGAUACUAAAAAGGAAGUGCAGGAAAAUACUUGAAUUGCUCAUUGAGGAUUCAGAAAAUUCUGAAGAAUAAAUAUAAGGCUUCCCAAUUGGAUCUAGCUUUUAAUUUUAACAAACAGAAUUCUGAUCAUACCAGCUCUAUGUGCAAGGGUGGGUGGUUUGUAUUUUUAAUGAUCCUCCACAAAUUCCCCAUAAGUAGAAAACAAAAAUAUAUAGGGUGUUGCCAGGCCCUAUAUGAAGCUUCAUAUAGAGGAGAGUAUUUGAAAAGUACACCCUACCUGUAAUAUGAACUUUAGAAUUCUGUGACUUCUAUUCUGCCAAAUCUGUAGAAUAGUUCUCAGAGGAAAGUAACAAUAGGAAAAAAUACUUUAGGACGAUGUAUUAUCUCCGCAAAUAUGAACCUCCAGAGCCUUCAAGCUGCGAUUAGGUAAAUGGGGGUUACUAAAAUGAAAGAUUAGUUACUUCUAAAUAUAUAUAAAAGUAACUAAGAACUAAAAAAAAGUUUGACAUUUCUAUUAGAAUAUGAAUUACCAUAAACGUUGCUGGUAUAUAGUACCAGUCACUUAGAUUUAAAACGUUAACAUACUUGCCAAAGGCAAGUCCAUGAACUUCAAUGAAAAGAAUCUGAUCCCAAACCAUUGCAAGGAUGAAAGCAUAGUCUGCUGCAAGUAUGGCAUAGGAGUGGGUGGAAGUCUUGCUGUGCCUCUGUUUACUAGGCUGUAAAGAUAAUGCUUCCCUACCUCACAGGGGUGUUGUGAGGCUGACUUCAUUGUAAAAUGCUUUUGAGUUUUCCUGAUGGAAGGUGCUAUAGAAGUGCACAACAUGUAACUAAUCAGCCAACAUCUGAUGGCUGAUUCUGUCACCUUAUUAAACUUUUUCAUUACAGUAUUUUGCUACUACUAUAGAAGGCUUCUCUACAAAACAUUAUUUAAAUGUAUGGAUCAUGUAACAAUGGACUUUGCAAGAAGGCAUGGUUGAGUUUUCAAUCUUUAUGCAUCCCCUUUCUGGUUUUAUGUGAUUAACUGUGCAGCUCUAAUUGUAUUAACAAGGUUUUUGGGUUUUGCAUGGAAAUUACUUAAGAUCAAUUAUCAUUUUUUUUGUAAACUCCCUGAAUGAAAUAAACUUAUGUUCACACUG
Molecule: messenger RNA, 7001 nt
Organism: Zootoca vivipara (common lizard)
Lineage: Eukaryota; Metazoa; Chordata; Lepidosauria; Squamata; Lacertidae
Gene: CDV3
Product: CDV3 homolog
Cellular component (GO): cytoplasm
Source: RefSeq, a predicted model, not a curated record